AAAUGGCCGAUGAUGACUGAUCUGUAAACAAAUGGUAACUCUCACUUGAAGCUGUUUGAAAUCUAUAUAAUAAAACGUUUUUAUUGUUUGAAUUAUCAAGACAUGGAAGCUGAAGGAGGUACAGAUUCAAGGACAGCACACAUACCAACAGACAUGACCGAGGUUAAUCAUGAAACGGAAACUGGAAGCAUUGGCCAUGACCAAGCCUCCGAAGUUCCUGUGAGCAUCAUCAGCAGUGGACCUGUGUACCCCGCAUCCCUUGUACCAGGAGCAUUGGGAGGGGAUGCAGGAGACGGAGCUCAGCCAGAGAAGAAGGACUUUGAGAGCAUCUCAUUGGAGGAGGUGAAAAAGCCCAGGAGAAUCAUCCAUUUCAGUGAUGGGGUACUGGAGGAAUACAGCACGGAUGAAGAGGACGGAGAAGGCGAAGAGUUGGCGAAGGCGCCUCCCAUUGAUCCAAAAACUUUGGACUGGUUGCCCUACAUGUGGUACUGUAUGGUUAAGUCAGGAACAACUACAUACAAAGUUUGUGACUACCUUGGCGAGAAACUGGCAUAUUUUUUCGGAAUCACAUCACCAAAGUAUGGUUAUGCCCUGAGUGAAUACAACAGAUUAGAGAAAGAGGAGAAGGAGGAGCUGGAUCGCCAGAUGGCUGAGAGAGAAGAGCAGAAGGAUCUGGUAACAAGACAGGAGGCAGAGAGAGUAUUCCAAGCAUCCAUGGCCAGUCAGCCUGAACCGGGACUACCUACAAGCACUCACUGAGAUAGGGCUCAGUGUACGACACAUGCUUCGAUGAGAAGUGCUCUGUGGGGUCUGUAUCCUAUGCAAAUCUUAACUUUAUCAAGUUAAUUUAUCAAUCUUCAACAAAAUUCACUCAAACUUCGAUUCCGGGACCAUGCAGUACACCUAACCCUAACCCUCAAGGGCUCAACCUAUCCCUAACCCGAUCACAACCUAACACUCUACCGGUAUGUUCAAUAAAAUCACGUCUUGAAGCAGUUGUUGCCAGAGGAUAUAUGUCAGAGCACCUGAGAUAGAGCCAAGGAACUGUUAAAACCUGAAAUAAUAUAUUCAGUUUAGAAGAGAGCUUUGUUAUGUUUGAUUUGCUUGAUGAAAAUUUGUUAAUAGUAUCAUUACCAGUUUUAUUUUGGAUGUUGCUUAAUUUUAGAAAUAAAACGGCAAUUUCGAGCCCUUCAAGAAAAGUAGAAAGCAAAGGCUCAUUUCUUAUCUAAGGUUUUUUUUUCCAGUUUAUUAUUUAAUUGAGAGAGCUUUCGAAUAACACUGUGAAACUAAUCUUUUUUCUUCUUCUGAGUGAGUGUUUGAUAUACAUCUAGCACAACAAAGGCAUAGUAUGUUCAUUGUUCAAUCCACUAUGCCAUACAUGAUGACACUCUUAAUCCAAAUACAUGUUACUCAUGAAUGCAAUUGCAGGAUAUAUUUUGGGGGGUCAUUACUGCAGCACCAGAAACUUAGUACAUUUUGUGAGUACCCGGUACUAUUUUUUUGUGGUAGUCCUGCGUAUUGCUAAAAGCUCUAUUAAGUAUGUUUAAAAGUGCUGAUUUUGGUCAGAAUAUAAUAUAUGUUUAUACCACCUACAUCAAAAUGUGGUGCCAGAAUUAUCAUUGUUUCUACCUGUAUAAUUAUUUAGAACAUACCUGGAUUAUAUCUUUUGCAAUUUGCAAAGAUUCAUUUUUGUUUUUGAAGGAUAGUCAACCAUGAUAGUUAACUCGCCUUUUCUUUAACUGGUGCAAUAUAUUGUAAGAUAUAAUUUAUAACAAUCCAAAAUCUAUUCAUAUUGAGGUAAGAAAGGUGUGAGAAAAUUUGUUCUGUCGAUGUUGUGUUUGCUAACUAUAUUAGGAUUGAUGUUUUAAAAAACCGCUAUCCUGAAUAAGCAAAGAUGUUUUGGCUGUGGUAGUGUACAUUGCUAAUUAUAUUUAUUUAUAACAAUUUACUAUUCUGAGGCAAUACUGGUACAGAUUUAUCAUGUUACACAGUGCCUUUUUGUUUGUUUUAGUUUUUGUUGUUGUGGUUGAAGCUAUUACAUUUCCUGUAAUCAAGCAAGUGCCUUAUUCUUGUACAAACUUGAUACACACAUUUUAAUGCUGAACUAUUAUGAAUUUACGAAUACAUUCGUUUUGGGAUCUUUCUAUUGAUGUGAAGGUGAUUCACAUACACAUUUAUCUACAUUCUAAUUUGAUUUCAAUUGUUUUGCUGUAUUAUGCAUUCCUUAUUUUUGUAUUCAUUUUGAUGGUGUCAGAUUACCAUCAUAAUCAUAACCUUAUUGUACCAGUCAUCAAAUCAAGUUUUUAGAAGAGCCUUUUAAGCCUCUCAAGUGAAAAGAGGAAGAGAGAUUUAAACUAACUCAUGUAAAUUAAUUCGGUUGGGGGGGGGGCUAUUUUAUAUAAUUUCUGUUUUUAAUCUUUUCCUCAUUUUCUCUUUAUUUACUUUUUCAAGUUACAUUUCUCUAGAAAUUUUUGCUCAAGAUGCUUAUACAGGAAAUUGGAUAUAAUUUUUUUUUUUUUUUUUGUCGAGUGUUUAUGAAAUUCAACUUUGGAGGUCACAAUUAAUGUUAGGUAUAGAUUAUUCAUUUCUCAAUUCUAGUAUGUGAGGUUUUCUUAGACCAUUUGAUGUACUGUAGGUAUGCUCCCUGAAAUAUUUAGAACAUAUUUAUACAAUGUAUAUGGAAUUCAGUAGUUUAGGGUAGAAUAUUUGUAUAUUAAAGUUGUUGUGAUUUUCUGAAUGGAUUUCUAGUUUCCCUGCUUGUUUUGAGAUAAAGUGUUCUUGACAAUCUUUACUUGUCUUUCAUACAUUAUAUGUUUACUAUUUGGUGGUAUAUACAUUAAUGUCCUUAUUUGGAAGUUACACAUUUUGGAUGGUACAUCCUUCAUACUUCAAAUAGUUACAUUUUGAUGAUAUUUAAAUGAUUGUCCUUAAUUGGAGAUCAUACUUGGGUGGUGUACUGAUGUCAUACAAUACAGGGUUAGCUUAAAAACAACUGGGCAAUUACGCUUCAGCCCACUACAUUCAAGCAUCUAAAAUAUAUAAGUUCACAUGUGUACAUCUCUGCCUAGCUCCUACCACAAAGCAACUAUUUCACCACAAAAGUUGGAGAAUCAAUUUGUCUGUUUAUAGCCAGAAGGACAUUAGCAAAGGAAAAAAAUAAUAUCAAUUUAAUGCCCUUCUUUUACCAAGGAAAAGAUUUAUUGAUUUCUGCAUUGAUCCAAAUCCUGAUCAAACAGUAUCUAAAUGCUAUCUGCAUAUUUUGGUAUGCUCUAACACUUCACAACUACUUAUUUAAUGACUUUGUUAAAGUAUUUUAACAUUCCAUGUUCUUACAAGCUAUAAAUCAUACUGUUCAAUGCAAACUUUGACAGCCAAUAUCAAACUCAUUUAUAUUAUGAUAUUAUAUACAUGGAAUCUAGCUGGAAUGUAUAAAACUGUUAAUUUUUCAUAUUUAUUUACUUUUUGUAUCCAUUUAUUAACAUAUUUGUUAUAUAGCAUGAAUUAAAAUUGUGUUUUACAGAAGA
This is a messenger RNA of Strongylocentrotus purpuratus (purple sea urchin), 3524 nucleotides long. RefSeq names its product protein FAM177A1-like. The transcript is spliced from 5 exons. Lineage: Eukaryota; Metazoa; Echinodermata; Echinoidea; Camarodonta; Strongylocentrotidae. The coding region runs from base 103 to 759 and encodes 218 amino acids. The record is from RefSeq and is a predicted model, not a curated record.